Molecule: messenger RNA, 366 nt
Organism: Procambarus clarkii (red swamp crayfish)
Lineage: Eukaryota; Metazoa; Arthropoda; Malacostraca; Decapoda; Cambaridae
Molecular function (GO): hydrolase activity, acting on ester bonds
Source: RefSeq, a predicted model, not a curated record
AUGGACCUGCAGGAAUUCUGCGGAUCAGCCCAACCCAUGCAUUUACGAGGUUUUGCUGGGUCGGGACAGACAGUUCGAAAAUGGCUCAGUUUUUUCCCAAAUGCAUAUUUCAGUCUAUAUGUUGGGGAACAGCCCGUGAACCGGCCAUUAGAUGUAUUGACGGCCAUACCGAAAGAGCGCUUACUUCUGGAGUCGGCGGCACCUGUGAUCAUUGAGGCAGGGACCACCCCGCUUAUCUCACCCGUAUACGUCGGGGACGUGGGAAUAUAUAUUGCACAAUGGUUGAACGUGGACAUCGCACUCCUAGCAGAAGUUACUACUGCGAACGGUCGGAGGCUGUUCAAACCUGUGCAAAAGAAACAAUAA